Messenger RNA from Ruditapes philippinarum (Manila clam), 1504 nucleotides. RefSeq names its product mediator of RNA polymerase II transcription subunit 8-like. NCBI's taxonomy places the organism in Eukaryota, Metazoa, Mollusca, Bivalvia, Venerida, Veneridae. The record is from RefSeq and is a predicted model, not a curated record. Gene Ontology annotation, biological process: regulation of transcription by RNA polymerase II. The coding region runs from base 160 to 885 and encodes 241 amino acids. The transcript is spliced from 7 exons. Gene Ontology annotation, molecular function: RNA polymerase II cis-regulatory region sequence-specific DNA binding; transcription coregulator activity. Gene Ontology annotation, cellular component: core mediator complex; mediator complex.
AACCAAUUUGAACAACAGCCCGUCUUGUGUUAAUAAUGGCGGCUUUUGUCAAGAUCUUCUCUAAAUAUUAUUUUUAACGCAUGCGCAUUUCAUCAAUACUGUGUUAGCUUCCGGGCAAAAUUAUUUUUCCAAAUAAAAAAUAAAGGCGAAGAUUAAGCAAUGCAGAAGGAAGAGAAGCAAUUGGAAUUGUCCCUAGAGUCAAUGAUUCAGAGAGUGAGUGAGUUGAAGAAUUCUAUUGGUGCACUCAUCUUCAAGCUUGAACACGAGUAUGAGACUCUCAAUUGGCCAUCUCUACUGGAUAACUUUGCUCUGUUAUCAGGACAGUUAAACUCCCUGUCCCGAGUGUUGAAGAGUGAUAAAAUGCCGUCCCUAAAGAGCCAGUUGAUACUUCCUAUAGAACUCAGUCCUGAACCAUGUGAAAAUCUUGGGAAAUUGACAGAGGGACGAGUGAUGAUGUUUAAUCAUGAAAUUGCCCCCAAUUACUUGAGAACAAAACUGGAACCAGAUGUGGAGGAGAAGACUCAACAACUUACAAACAAGGCCCAGCAGGUGACCCAAGAUUUAGCUACAAAACAAUUGAACAAUUUGAAUAAAGUGACUAGUAAUCUUCUAGAUAUCAUAAACUCAACUAGAGAAGAGUGGGAGAAUGAUUCUAGUCACAAGAAUAGUCAGCCACAAACAUCUUCAGUUGCUGAUAGAGACACGCUGGUCAGUGCUUCAUUGCACGGGAAAAACUUGAAAACAAAUCGAGGCCGACUAUCAGAAUCACCUCAAGCAGGAAUGUCACAACAGAAAAUGCAGAAUCCUACUAUGGCUAAAGCUCAAAGUUCGAUAAAAACGCAGAUAAAAGUUGCAACAUCUGGGCACCCUUACACACGACCUUGAAAUGACCUUGAAUCUUGCUGUGGAGUAAUGAUUGACUUCCUAGGUUAUUGUCUAGCUUACCUGAGGGACAUUUAUCGGUGAUGGAGAUGUACAUUUUGUCAUUUUGGACACCUCAAAAUACGAUUUUCAUCAUUUUGCAGACAUAAUUAGACAGAUGAAGAGAUAUAUUUAUAUAAUUUGUGGAAAUUAUUCGAGUGUUGUAUCUUUAUAGACCCGAAUAUAUCUGGCUGUAAGGUGUUUCCAAGUUUUUUCAUGCAAUAAACAGUUCCCAGAGAGUUAAGUGUUCCUGUAUGUGAUGACAGCAAGUUUUAGAUUCUUAUUCUUGCAUAUUGUAUAUUGAAUUGUUAUUAAAAAAGACGGUGAGGGAAGUAAUGUUAUCCAAAGCAUGCAACUCAUUCCUAAAGGCGGUGGAAAUAGCAACAUUUCAAAUAACUUGACUCAUCUUAUAUGGCAGUUUAGCAUGUCAUUUUCCACCACUUGUUAAAACAUUAAAAAAUCUAGUAUUUUAUGAGAGAAAAUAUUUUAUUUAUUAGAGCUGUGAGCUGAAAUUUAUUGAUCAUACUGUUUUGCAUCUGAGGGAUACAUUGUCUGUGUAAAAUAAAGAAUAGUUUCAAAUUUA